AUGGCAGACCCGGCACACGACGACAUUCAUGAAAUCAACUCUGUAUAUAUGCCCAAUACGUUUGAGCAUGACGAUAAAACGGCCGUUCAGACGCUCCAGGAGGGGUAUGAGGCCGAAGCGCAGGCUGCUACGAACCUGUUGCCUCUCAAAAAAGUUGUUUCUGUAUUCUGUGGUUUGUCUCUAUGCCUUCUUGUCUCUACCUUAGACUCGACUAUGGUCGCAACGGCACUGCCAACGAUUUCUAACGCCUUCAACGCCGGCUCUAUCGUCUCUUGGGUCCCCUCGGGAUAUUUGCUCACAUCGACUGCAUUUCAGCCACUGUAUGGUCGCUUCAGCGACAUAUUUGGUCGCAAAGCUAGUCUUUGUCUGUCCAUGUCUAUAUUCAUGAUUGGCAGCAUUCUCGCUGGGUUCUCGCGUUCGAUCAUUCAGCUCAUAGUAUUUCGUGGAAUCGCUGGUGCUGGCGGCGGUGCGAUUGUCAGUAUCGGGCAAAUCAUCAUAUCGGACAUUGUGAGUCUCCGCGACAGGGGGAAAUACCAGGGCAUCAUCGGUGUCGUUGUAGCUUUCGGAUUCGCGAUCGGUCCGCUCAUCGGCGGUGUACUUUCUGAGAAAGCUAGCUGGCGGUGGUGCUUUUGGGUUACGCCGCCUAUUUCUUUCACGGCGCUGUGUGCCGUGCUUGUGGUCCUCCCGGUCAAGCCUGUCGAAGGCAACUUCCGAACGAAACUCCUCGCUGUUGAUUACUUCGGCGCCGUAUUAACCUUGGCUGGGUGCACGCUGGUUCUACUUCCGCUAAUUUGGGGUGGUGUGACGUUUCCAUGGACUUCCGCUGUGGUGCUGGCCCCGCUAUUCUCUGGCUUCCUUGUGGUCUCGCUUUUCUGCUUCUGGGAGUGGAAGGGUGCGCGGCUUCCCAUCGUGCCUAUGUACAUCUUCAAGCAUGUGACGGUGACCGGUGUAUAUGUCACCAUGUUCAUCAAUGGCAUGAUAUUCUACUCUGCGCUGUUCUACCUUCCGCAAUUCUUCCAGGUUGCCUUGGCGUAUUCCCCCAUUCGGUCCGGUGUUUUCCUGUUCCCCGUUCUCGUUAGCCAGACAACGGCUAGUUUCGUCGCGGGACAACUCGUAAGCCGGACCGGAAAGUACAGGACCAUCAUUCACACAGGGUUCUCGGUAUGGGCAAUCGGAUGCGGAUGUCUGUCGACUGUGACCAGCAACACGCCUAAGGGCCUUUUGGUCUUCUUCAUGCUUCUCUCGGGGCUCGGCGCAGGACAGACAUUACAGACGACGACGGUUGCCGCUCAGGCUAGCGUUUCUAGGAGGGACAUGUCCGUAGUAACUGCGGUGCGAAACUUCGUUCGUUUGCUUGGUGGCACCUUGUCUCUUGCCCUAGGAGCGACUAUCAUCAACAACUCACUGCGUUCGUCCAUGUCGUCCCUCGGGCUACCCUCUGCGACCAUCAAGAAGAUCGUCGACGACCCCACCCUACUAGGUGUGAGGUUCUCCUCGCCGUCCGACAGCUCUCUGGCCGCCCUUGGCAUUACGCCUGCUAUGGCGGCUGAUAUCCUCGAUGGGUAUACGCGUGGCUUUCGCACUGUGUUCAUCCUGAAUGCAUGUCUCGCAGCUGUAGCGACGCUCGCGAGUAUUCUGAUGAUCCGGCACAAGGAGCUCUCGCGGGGUGAUGAGGACAAAUUGCGAGCCGUCGCGCAAGCGGAACUCACAAGUGAGAAGGGGAACGAUGCAUUUCUAGAUUCGCGGACGAUGAACCAGAAGGCCAUGCUAGAAGCCAAAGGCUGA
Messenger RNA from Postia placenta MAD-698-R-SB12, 1785 nucleotides. RefSeq lists its product as hypothetical. The transcript has 15 exons. The record is from RefSeq and is a predicted model, not a curated record. NCBI's taxonomy places the organism in Eukaryota, Fungi, Basidiomycota, Agaricomycetes, Polyporales, Adustoporiaceae. The coding region runs from base 1 to 1785 and encodes 594 amino acids. Gene Ontology annotation, biological process: transmembrane transport. Gene Ontology annotation, molecular function: transmembrane transporter activity.